Molecule: messenger RNA, 630 nt
Organism: Sphaeroforma arctica JP610
Lineage: Eukaryota; Ichthyosporea; Ichthyophonida
Exons: 3
Molecular function (GO): oxidoreductase activity; iron ion binding
Source: RefSeq, a predicted model, not a curated record
UCACUCCACACACCCGUAGGUAUGGGCUCGGGUGCUGGAGGACUCCAACUACACUCAGCGCAAGGCAGAGGUUGAGACCUUUAACAAACACAACCGCUGGCGUAAGAGGGGGCUGGCCAUAGUACCAGCCAAGUACGGCAUGACGGAUGCCGGUGUAGGCACGGCGACUAAGCUGGAUGUUAUGUGUGAGGAUGGUACUGUGCAGGUGUCAACGGGUGGGACAGAGAUGGGGCAGGGUCUGUAUACAAAAGUGGCGCAGGCGGUUGCCUCUAAGCUGCCGUUGAAGGUAUCGGAUGUUAUCGUCACAGACUCAGAGACCAGCCGAGUGCCCAAUAGUGCCAUGACCGGGGGGUCGGCAUCGUCGGAGUGUUGUGUAGCCUCUGCGCUCAACGCCUGUGACACACUCUUGGACAAUCUGGCACCCUAUCUCAAGGAUAACACUGUGCCUUGGACCGACGCCGUAGCCGCAGCCAAUGCGGCGGGUGUGAAUAUGUCUGUGACUGAGUUCAUGCAGAAGCCUGCGUUACCUGCACCACAGAUGUUCAACUACUACGUAUACUGUGCGGGCGUGUGUGAGGUGGAGCUGGAUGUUCUCACCGGCGAGACGGAGAUACGCCGAGUGGAUAUUGC